Cryptotermes secundus is the source of this 4125-nucleotide messenger RNA. It is a transcript of the gene Eip74EF, whose product is annotated as ecdysone-induced protein 74EF. Bases 236 to 1456 code for a protein of 406 amino acids. Gene Ontology annotation, molecular function: DNA-binding transcription factor activity, RNA polymerase II-specific; sequence-specific DNA binding. Gene Ontology annotation, biological process: regulation of transcription by RNA polymerase II; cell differentiation. NCBI's taxonomy places the organism in Eukaryota, Metazoa, Arthropoda, Insecta, Blattodea, Kalotermitidae. Gene Ontology annotation, cellular component: nucleus. The record is from RefSeq and is a predicted model, not a curated record. The transcript has 7 exons.
UCGGCUCCUGGAAGCGUUGGGAUGUAGUCGUAAGGUAUUAUAACUUCCACAUUCACCUGUGACAUGAAUUUAUUGAUGACUGAAAAGCGUGUGCAUUUAACUAACGUGUGAAUAUCGUGUGUCCGUGCGACUUGUGAGUGCGUGUGAAUAAAGGUGACACCUUUUCCUGUAACUUUGAAAUUGAAGUUUUGGGGUGUGAUUUUGACUAUGAAUACGUGUAAAGUGUAUUAACGAAAUGCUGGAAGUUGACACGAUGGAAACGGACAGCAGUUGCGUGCCCCUGGAUUUGAGCGUGAGCUCCGCGGCGCGGGGCAAGUGUUCGUCACCACCCGCGCUGAGCCCUUGUCGCGACUACUGUACGGAUUCGGAGGAUUCGGACGGACAGUCGGGCCGCAUGUCACCAGGUAGCAAGAACUGCAAGGCUUACAAGAAGUCCCUCAUGAGGCGCUACCUGGACACAGCAGUGCCGGGCUCACACUCACUUCUUGAUCUGGGCGUCACAUCACCGUCCCCACCGCCAGUCAAGCGAGAGCCCGCAGAGCAUAAGGCUUUGCUCCAUGGCAUCGUCGGCCAGCACCCCCACGUGGCUCACCGCCCGUCCGCGUAUACCACCUCUACAACAGGCUCUCUACCGCCCAGCCCUGCUGAUUCCGGGGUCUCUGAUGUGGACAGCAGCAGCAGUGGACACACGUCCAACGAUGAGCUCAAGGCGCGCCUGCAGCUCACACCAGGACCCGCGGCGAGAACCCCAGAGAGUCCUGGGCCAGGGCACCAUGGGUUCCUAGCCCCAUACUACCACCACCAUCACCAUCAGCAGCAGUCACAGUCCACUCUGCACCAUUCUAGGAGUAGUCACCACCAGCAGCAGCAGCAGCAGCAGCACUAUACUGGCAGACACCCCGUUCCUGACGGCUACAGUGGGUAUCUGCCUCCUCCGUCCCACCAUCAGCAACAGCAGGCAUACCACCUUCAGACGGCACCCCAACAGUUUGCCGCUCCUCCUGCCAUCCCCACGCCUGUAAUCCAAGCCGCUACUUCCAGCGUGAGUGACGAACUGUACAUGCUGGAUAUAGGUUUCCCACCACGCGCCAAGAAGAAGAUGAAGAAACCAAAGAGUGGAGAACCUGGCGCUGUCAAGCGAAAGAGUCGUGAAGGCUCAACAACGUACCUGUGGGAGUUCCUACUGAAAUUGCUUCAAGACCGGGACUACUGCCCCCGCUAUAUUAAGUGGACCAAUCGAGAGAAAGGAGUCUUCAAGUUGGUUGACUCUAAAGCUGUGUCUCGCCUGUGGGGACUGCACAAAAACAAACCUGACAUGAACUAUGAAACAAUGGGUCGUGCACUCAGGUAUUACUAUCAGCGUGGCAUUCUGGCUAAAGUUGAUGGACAGAGAUUGGUGUACCAGUUUGUAGAUGUGCCCAAGGACAUUGUUGAGAUAGACUGCACAGGAGCGUGACCUGCAGAUUUAUUUGUACAUAUCGAAUCGCCAAAUGGCACCAACUGACUCUCAGUGUGUGCCUUGCAUAAUGGAAAGUGAGUGCAAUUGUCGUUAUAUUCAUGGGACACUCCAGGUAAAACGAUGUUUUCAACGAAUGAAAAGCAAAGAAUAAUAUUUUGCUUCAAAUUAUCCCCUUUUUUUUUUUUGAUGAGAUCUCAGGAACUGCUAAAAACAAAAGAAACAAAGAAAAAAUGAAAGAACUUUAUUUUUGUAAGUGUUUGAAAUUGGUGCUGGGACUAAACUUGGGGUCGGAAUAUCCAGUGAGUUGCUGCCGUGUUAUAGGAACCGUAGUCGAAUAAUGAUAAUAUAUACUACACAAUAAAUGGAUCUGCACUCUACAAACAGUUUUGGGAUUAUUUAGUACCUGUUAAUGGAUAAUCCAAGAGAAAUCCUUGAAGCAGAGCAGCCUGUGGACAUGAAGCUCACCACAAACUGACUUUUGAACUGAGAAGCACAACUGUAUGGUGCAGUGAUUUCUCCUGGAUUUGUUACCCUGCAAGUUUACGCCAAUAAUUCCAUUUUGUUUGGAAGGUGAAGUUUUAUCAGUGAAUUGUAAGGUACAUGUUUGUAUGUCAACAGAUAUAUAUGAAUAUGUGUGUAGUCUUGUAAUUUAUUUAUUUUGUUAAUAAUAGGAUCUUUAGGGCCUAGGUGUAAGGUACCAUUAUCAUAUUCCACCAGAAUAUUGUAUAUUUUGAUUAAGGGCGCAUGGUGCAUUGGGGGCUCUUCUCCAGCAUUGUGAUGAUGAAAAAGAUGGUGAUGAUGAUGAUUAUUAUUAUUAUUAUGGUGGUAAAACAAAGAGCUCUGUCAUACUAAAAUGUCAUUCAUUGUUCUUUCUAUGUUUAAAAUAUUUUUCUAGUUCCAGUGUCAAAAUUUGAACACCCCUUCUUGUAGGGAUUGAUAAAGGUUAUAAAACAGUCUAUUGAGUUGGAAAGUACAAGAAUGGUUUUUGUCAAAUGACAAACAUAAUUUAUAGGAGACAAGAAGCUUUUCCUCUGGUAGAAUGUCCUUCAUUUUUCCAAACUCAUAUCAUGUUAAUGGAUGGUUGCUUGUAUUAAACUGUGUGUACAACUGUUUGGUAUCUGUAUUGUGUGUUAUUGAAUUAGAAUGAGCAUUUUGAAGUAUGGAAAUGUACAACGUUAUAACCGUUGUUAGGAACCUGGGACAGCACUGACUUUUGUAAGUUGAUCCAAUGCAAAGCUGUGUCUAUCACUACCCGUUGUUUAUAAAAUAACAGAUGAGAAGAAUGUCUCUUCAUAUCUGAACUGGUAAUGUGUGUUACCUACAUAAUUAGUGGGAACUGAAAUUGUGUGAACUGAUUGUAUCAGAAUACUUCAAUUGCUAGUUCUUUCGUGUAAUAUUAAACAAAAUCUGUGGAACAUAUCGUAUCUAUGUAGAAAUAUGUGUUUGUCUUUAUUUGUCCAGGAUUCUAUUUUCUAAUCAAGAAUUACUCUAUGGCCAAUAAUUAUUUUAUAAUGGUUGUUAAUGAGGAACUAUCCAUUUCAUUUAAUUUUCACAUUAAUCUCUGUAAGCUGUGUAUUGGCCUUUCAUGGUUCUGUUACAAUGAAUGAAUUGUGCUUGAAAACUUGUACAAAGGCAAGCAACUGUAACUUUCUGUGAUUUAAUGAAACGGGAAAAGAGGCAGCAAGAACUGUGAUGUUGUAUAAUUGAAUGCUGAACCGGGGUGCUUUGAAGACACGUCCAUCGAUAAAGCUGACGCUUACACAGCCUAUCUGCCUGCUUGUUUCAAUGAGAAUGUAAUGUUAUAUUGUUAAAGACAGAGGCAUUAUGUAGAAAAUUUUACUUCAGCUAUAAUUUUAACACUCAUUAACAAUAGUUCAUUGACACAUAAGAUAGUGCAACAAUUGCUGUAAUAUGUCCAAAAUUGCGUCCAACAAUAAUGUGAUGUCAUCAUAAUGAAACAAAAGGUUAAAGCCAUGUUCUUACUCUUUGAAAGUAAAGGUGCUCUCAGAUGCUGUAGUGAAAGUUUGCAGAGUAUAAUUUUAUAAUUCAGCAUUGUAUAUAUGGAAGUACACCUUCUCACAAUACACAAUAUGCAGUGCCUCACAAAAUUUCUCUUUUGUAGUAAUGUAAGGUUAGAAGAAUGAUAGCAUUGUUGCUUCUUUUCCAUCGUACCCCAGUGGGCGAACAUGUGACAAUGCCAUGGGUGAAUCCCAGGUGUGAUGUAUCUGUUGAUCUGAUACCUGUGAAAGGGUAAAUUCCUCACAAGGUGAUGGACUUGUGUAUGAUUGGUGAGGUAAGUAAGAGUACGAAGGGCCCACAGGACAAAGAAUGAACACUAAAUAUUUCACACUGAGAAGAUUUUGAUUCUCUCUUUGAGGUACACCUGGGAAAUGGCUUGUGAAGCGUACUAUUGGUAGCUCAUGGAGGAGAAAUACCUGGAAAUACUUACUUAAAACUUAUAUAUGCCUGUUUAAAAAUGAAAAAGGUCAUAAACAUUUGGUGAUAUUUUCUUACACAAUUGUGCGUUGUAAAUAUGGUUGCAGUUAAGUGACAGAAUGCCUGUUUCUGUAAAAUGUAGAAUGUAUUCUAUAAUAUACAUGUUAUACUCGAUUAUGGAGUUUAAAUGGAGUAUUUUACAUGAUGUGAAAUAAAAGAUUUACCACACA